CAGGUCAGGCCCCAGCGGUGCGGGGCGGGAUGGAGACUGUGGAAUGGAGAGCCACAAGCCUAUGUCCGUGUGAGCUGCGAACGAGGAUUGGUAGUGCUCUGUUUGUGACGGCGCCCUGUUUCACUGGGGAACAUGCCCAUGGAGCUCUACCCAUUCUUAUGCCAGAAGUGAAAUUUCCUGACCAGUUCUUCACCGUUCUAACCAUGGACCGUGAAUUGGUGACAUUCAAAGAUGUAGUCAUCAGCUUUUCUCAGGAGGAGUGGGAAUAUCUGGAUUCUGCUCAGAGGGACUUAUAUUGGGAUGUGAUGAUGGAGAACUACAGCAACUUGGUCUCACUGGAUUUGGAGUCUAGGUAUGAGACAGAGAUGUUAUCUGUAAGAAAGAAUGUUCUUGAAAACAAUGGUUCUCAGCUGAAAGUAAUGGAAAGUAGCCAUCUUGUUAACUCUGAAAGCUCCGUGUUCAGAAAUGACUGGCAAAGCAAAACCAAGAUUGAAGUAAAGGGACCUGAAGGGAGAUGUUUCAGUAGAAUGAAAAUCACCUCUGACAAACAGCCCAAUUAUAAGAACCAUAAAUCUCUUACAUUAUCUCAGAGAAUGCAUGAGGGUGAGAAGCCCUGUGAAUAUAAGGAAUGUGGGAAAGUCUUCAGUUGUGACCCAAACAUUGACCACUAUCAGAGAAUACACACUGAUAAGAAAACCUAUGAAUGUAGUGAAUGCUGGAAAACCUCUGGGAUGGAUAAUUCACAAACACUACAACUGAAUAUUCAUACUGAAGUGAAACCAUGUAAAUAUAUGGAAUGUGGUAAUAAAUUUAGUUUUUAUAAAGAUCUUAGUGUAUACCAAAAAAUUCAUAGUGUUGGGAAGUUUUAUAAGUAUAAGGCAUAUGGAAGGAUCUUUAGAAGUAUCAGAGAAAUUACUCCCAUUCAAAGAAUUCAUGAUGGUGAGAAACCCUAUGAAUGCAUGUUUUGUGGGAAAUCCUUUAGAGUACAUGCACAAGUUACUCGACAUCAGAAAAUACAUACUGAUGAGAAACCUUACAAAUGUAUGGAAUGUGGCAAGGACUUUAGAUUUCAUUCACAGCUUACUGAACAUGAGAGAAUUCAUACUGGUGAGAAACCAUACAAAUGUAUCCACUGUGAGAAGGUUUUUAGAAUUAGUUCACAACUCAUUGAACAUCAGAGAAUACACACUGGUGAGAAACCUUAUGCAUGUAAGGAAUGUGGGAAGGCUUUUGGAGUCUGUAGAGAACUUGCUCGACAUCAGAGAAUUCAUACAGGUAAGAAACCCUAUGAAUGUAAGUCAUGUGGAAAGGGCUUUAGAAAUAGUUCAUCCCUGACUCGACAUCAGAGAAUCCAUACUGGUGAGAAACCCUAUAAAUGUAAAGAGUGUGAGAAAGCCUUUGGAGUAGGCAGUGAACUUACCAGACAUGAGCGAAUUCACAGUGGUCAGAAACCCUAUGAAUGUAAGGCAUGUGGGAAGUUCUUCAGACUUACUUCAGCCCUUAUUCAACAUCAGAGAAUUCACAGUGGUGAGAAACCCUAUGAAUGUAAGGUCUGUGGGAAGGCCUUUAGGCAUAGUUCAGCCCUUACUGAACAUCAGAGAAUUCAUACUGGGGAGAAACCUUAUGAAUGCCAGGCAUGUGGGAAGGCCUUUAGACAUAGUUCAUCUUUUACAAAACAUCAGAGACUUCAUAGUGCUGAGAAACCCUAUGAAUGUAAGGAAUGUGGGAAUGCCUUUAGUAUGGGGGAGAAUCUUACUUAACAUCAGAAAAUUUCUACUGGUGGCAAUUAUUUGAAUGAAAUGAGAGAGGGCCUUUUCUUUGUGAUUUUUCACUGGGAAAAACCUGUGGAUAUAAGAUGUAAUCAAGGAUAAUUCAGUGUCCCUCUCCUUUUAUAAUCCAUUCCCACACUUACGGCAUUCUGUAUUUCAAAAUGGAAUUUUUCAAUCAUUGGUGAUGUAUACACCCUUAACAGUUUUGUUAAAUACUACCAAGUAUUUCUCUUUUAUAUUAACAUUGUUAUUGUCUAUUGACUUAUAAUGGUCUCUGUUCAUCCAUGUCUGAAAUGUGUGGAAUACGUGUUCAUCUAAUAAUUUGAAUUAAUUUUGUGAGCUUCUUGGCCAUAUGUUUUCUCUUAAUAGCUUUUGGUGUUUGUUUUUGUUGUCAGUUUUUUUAUUUGUAAUAUUACUCAAUUGUCUUUUUGUAUUCUAAUUCUUUGCUUCUAUUAGGUUUUUUUUUUUUUUUUUUUUCAGUGCUGGGGAUUGAACCCAGGACUUUGUGCUUGUGAGGCAAGGACUCCACCAACUGAGCUAUAUCCCCAGCCCAAUUCUUUGUUUCUAUAUAUGAUAUAUUUAUCUUCAUCUACAGAGUUAUAACUCCUAGUUAGAUAGAACAUAGUUUUAAAGUCUUAUGGCCCUGCCUUAUUUGUGAAAUUUUCUUUUGUUUUGUGUUGCUUUCAUCUUAUUUGUAGAUGUAUAACCUCCUCUCCAAUUUCAUCAGUUGAUUGACUUAUUUUUAAAUUUCUAUUUUGCUUUGCCACCAUAGAUUCCUUUAAAUAUCUAUCACAAAACAAUUCCAUUAAGGAGCCUUUUUAUCUCCAGGCAGUACCAGCCAGGACCAAAGUGAAAAGAACAUCUUGAAUUGUCUGAUGAAAAGUACUAAACGCAAUUUUUUUGGGGGGGUGGGGAGAUACUGGAAUUUGAACUCUUGACCACUGAACCACAUCCCAGUCCUCUUUGGUAUUUUAUUUAGAGACAGGGUCUCAUUGAG
This is a messenger RNA of Sciurus carolinensis (gray squirrel), 2766 nucleotides long. It is a transcript of the gene Znf529, whose product is annotated as zinc finger protein 529. The record is from RefSeq and is a predicted model, not a curated record. Lineage: Eukaryota; Metazoa; Chordata; Mammalia; Rodentia; Sciuridae. The coding region runs from base 30 to 1760 and encodes 576 amino acids. Gene Ontology annotation, molecular function: DNA-binding transcription repressor activity, RNA polymerase II-specific. The transcript is spliced from 4 exons. Gene Ontology annotation, biological process: negative regulation of transcription by RNA polymerase II.